AUGUCCUGCAGCACUCAUUCGACAGCAGCGUACCAGUCACGAUGGCUUCUACUCGCCCUUACGACAAUCUGGCUGGCUACCGCCAAUGCCAUGACGCAGGUCCGCAUUGCAGAGUUGCGACAAGAAACGGUUGCAAUGUUCUAUCACGGCUUCGAUAAUUACAUGCGCGUCGCAUUUCCGGAAGACGAGCUGCGUCCUGUAACCUGUGUUCCCUUGACUCGAGACUCGCGCAACCCGCGGAAUGUCGAACUCAAUGAUGUCCUCGGCAACUAUUCUCUCACCUUGAUUGAUAGUCUUUCUACGCUCGCUAUCCUCGCAUCUGCUCCACUGGAUACUGCUGCAACUGGGGCUAAAGCUCUUCAAGACUUUCAAAACGGGGUUGCUUCGUUGGUUCUACAAUAUGGGGAUGGGACCAGCGGACCUUCCGGGAAAGGAUUACGAGGGCGGGGCUUUGACGUCGACAGCAAGGUCCAAGUGUUCGAAACCGUAAUAAGAGGGGUGGGUGGAUUGCUGAGUGCGCAUUUAUUUGCCGCAGGGGAGUUGCCCAUCACAGGAUACACACCUCGCCGAGCAAAAGGUGCUACAAAGCACAAACUUCAGAAAGGUGAGAUUCCGGGGAUUGCAUGGCCCAAUGGAUUUAUAUAUAAUGGACAACUAUUACGACUUGCGUUGGAUCUCGCUCAACGAUUGCUCCCCGCAUUCUAUACUGCAACUGGUAUGCCGUAUCCAAGGGUCAAUCUGCGUCAUGGAAUCCCGUUCUACCAGAACUCUCCCUUGAACAAGGAUCCGGACUCGGAUGAAAACGUUCAAGAAGGUGCACCAGAAAUCACGGAGACUUGCAGUGCUGGAGCCGGAAGUCUGGUCUUGGAAUUUACGGUUUUGAGUCGACUUACGGAUGACCCGAGAUUUGAACAACUAGCCAAACGAGCGUUUUGGGCAGUUUGGAAUAGAAGAAGCUCUAUUGGUCUUAUUGGAGCUGGAGUUGAUGCUGAAAAUGGCGAGUGGAUCGGGCCGUAUGCUGGGAUUGGUGCAGGCACUGACAGUUUCUUUGAAUAUGCCUUGAAGACGCAUAUCUUACUCUCUGGACACGACCAACCAAACCUGACGGUGCCUUUCAAGGAGCCUCACCAAUCAUGGCUGGAUCCGAAUGCCAUUUACACGCCCUUGACGGAAGAACAGAACUCUCCCGAAGCCUUCUUGGCAGCCUGGCAGCAAGCACAUGCAGCUGUCAAGCGACAUCUGUAUAGCGGCAUUCAUCAUCCACAUUACGUUAAUGUUCACUUGGCUACUGGAUCACCGCAAGCUUAUUGGAUCGACAGUCUUGGCGCAUAUUAUCCUGGUUUGUUGACUUUAGCUGGAGAGGUGGAGGAAGCUAUUGAGACAAAUCUGCUGUAUACAGCCCUAUGGACGAGAUAUUCAGCACUCCCAGAACGAUGGUCUGUCCGGGACGGUCAUGUUGAAGGAGGCCUUGGAUGGUGGCCUGGACGACCAGAAUUCAUUGAGUCGAAUUACCAUCUCUAUCGAGCGACUCGAGAUCCUUGGUAUCUUCACGUGGGUGAGAUGGUAUUAGAAGACAUCAAACGCAGAUGCUGGACUCCUUGCGGUUGGUCAGGGCUUCAAGAUGUUCGCACGGGCGAGAUGAGCGAUCGAAUGGAAAGUUUCUUUCUGGGGGAGACAGCGAAAUACUUGUACCUCUUACUGGACCCGGACCAUCCGCUGAACUCACUCGACGCUGCGUAUGUCUUCACCACCGAAGGACAUCCUCUUAUCAUCCCUAAAGAAAAGACAAAUCUAGUCAUCAAGCGAAAGCGAUCUGCUAGCAAAGAACUCCAACCUCAUACUGGCGAGGAACCGCGAGACACUUGCCCAGUUCCUCCUCCACCAAUUCCAUUCACAAUCUCUGCAACCGCAGCUAGGCCUGAUAUAUUCCAUGCAGCAAGCUUGAUAGGCCUGCAUCUCAUUCAAAAUCAUCACGUAAUAGAAGCAGAACCGGCCAAAUUGACGGGGAGGACGGCCAACACGAAAUCUCAACCUGAUAUAGUCACAAAUCAUACCUACUAUCCCUGGACACUGCCACAAUCACUCAUGCCAGUAAAUGGGACCUGCGCCCGUCUUCCAAUGAAACAUACCUUUAGCAUCGAAUUUCCCGUCAGCACACCGUUACAGACUCCCCAGGGCGUUCAAUCCAACUUUAUCGUGUUCGGUCCACAAGGGCUUGUUCGACUGAACGAAGGUAUUCUUGUCAAAAGCCUAUCCGGAUUGAAGGUGGGCAUGGUGUUUGAAUCGCCGUCUCCGUUUAGAACACUUGAUGGCCCGCUCAUGGAGUCCUGGCGCGUCUGGAAUAUCGCCAACAUGGCUCUGGGCCGAGACGAGCAAAUCUUCAUCCCCAGAGAUGUGAUCGGCGAAAUGACCGACCCUUCCUUUACUCGAGUUCGGGACUCCGUGAUGUUUGACAUUGUCCUUCAACUGGAGAGCCCCAUCGGCACCAAUUCAAGCGCUCCUGGCAGCGUUGAAGAAUUCUACGACUCGUCCUCCGACUCUAAACAAGAUAUAUUAGAGGACUCCAGUACUGACCUUGUCUUCGAGGAACAAAUCAGCUCCGCUGGGCUCGCAGCCGAAUACAGAACCAUGCUCUCAUCCCUCCUCCAUCACGUAACAUCCGCUCUCCGUGAUCCAGCCGCAACGCUCCUCCCGCAACAACCCGAGACACCACAGACCUACCCCUUCAUCACCCUCCCCGCCAUCGCCUCCACAGGUAUGGGCGCCGCACCCAUAAUCGACGUCCCAGACGCCCCAGAUCCAAGCCAACCGAGGUCAGAAAGCCUCAUAUGGUCAAACAUCUAUUUCGCCGGUGACGGCUGCCGCACCAAACUCCCCGACGACGCAGCGAAGAAGCACGAAAUAAUAGUCAUGCGACGUGGAGGCUGUACAUUCUCGGAGAAGCUGUCUAAUAUUCCAUCUUUCACGCCCACCACUCGAUCGCUGAAACUGGUGAUCCUCAUCUCGGGCGUCACCGAUGAGAAUGAUCAAUGGCAAGAGGAAGGGUGGCCUGCGGGAAGUGGGUCUUCUUUGUUCAGGCCCUUAUUGGAUAAGGUGCAAGUCACCCCUAGCGGGCUAGUGCGACACCACCAGAUUUGCAUGGUGAUGGUUGGAGGCGGAGAUGAACUUGAGGAGCUGUUUCGAAAGACUAGGAGUAUAGGGCUGAGGAGAAGAUACCAUAUUGAGAGUCAGGGGCUGGUGGUGGGGAAUAUCAUUGUGGUGUGA
Hyaloscypha bicolor E is the source of this 3264-nucleotide messenger RNA. RefSeq names its product glycoside hydrolase family 47 protein. The coding region runs from base 1 to 3264 and encodes 1087 amino acids. The transcript has 2 exons. The record is from RefSeq and is a predicted model, not a curated record. Gene Ontology annotation, molecular function: mannosyl-oligosaccharide 1,2-alpha-mannosidase activity; calcium ion binding. Gene Ontology annotation, biological process: endoplasmic reticulum mannose trimming; mannose trimming involved in glycoprotein ERAD pathway; carbohydrate metabolic process. Gene Ontology annotation, cellular component: membrane; endoplasmic reticulum. NCBI's taxonomy places the organism in Eukaryota, Fungi, Ascomycota, Leotiomycetes, Helotiales, Hyaloscyphaceae.